Messenger RNA from Magallana angulata, 1093 nucleotides. RefSeq lists its product as uncharacterized. Bases 45 to 776 code for a protein of 243 amino acids. NCBI's taxonomy places the organism in Eukaryota, Metazoa, Mollusca, Bivalvia, Ostreida, Ostreidae. The record is from RefSeq and is a predicted model, not a curated record. The transcript has 4 exons.
UAUAUACUCGGCCUAGAGUUUGGACGGUCCGGACAGCUACAAACAUGAGGGACAUAGUGGGUCAGUCACUAGGGGUCAUGUCUCAAGGGCAUCGCCUAAAUCAAAGCGGUAUUGAUCAUGUCAGUCAAGGGCUAUCCUCCCCUCUACAUAAUUUUAUGGUACAAAGUUUAUUGAGAAACUACAUGAUGAAUCAAUGGAAUGUUGGAAAUAUAUCUAUAGAUACUGGCAAUAUAUCUCUGUCCAAUAUGACUGAUUUAACACUGGCAGAGGCAUCAGAAGAGGAUUCCUCCCUUUUGAUUCUGGUUUUAUCUCUUAUUCUAGCUGGACUUAUAGUAGCAUCGAUUGUGAUGACUGUCAUUUUAUUUAAGAAAGACAUAUCGUCACUUACAAGCAACGUUUUUAAGCUUGGGUCUGCCAGAAAACAGCCAGACGAGCCUGAAGACCAGCCUGGUCUUUGGGAUGAAGAUGACGCAACUCUGUACUCUACAAUUUUUCUUGACGAUGCAAACCUAGGUGUUGCAAAAGAUAACUUCGUAGUAGACAACACAUCGAGUGAUUGUAAAAGCCAAUCCGAGUAUAGUCGUCUAAAACGAAACUAUGGAAACAGAAUAAAUAGUGAAGAAAACGGAAGUGAGAACCCUUAUGACAAGUUGGUACUACACACCCAAACUGUAAAUAGAUUAUCUGUGUCAUCAAAAUCAUCUGACGAUCACACACCACAAUGUACGCCUUUGUCAACCGUAUACGUCAUCAGUGAGUUCCCGGAAGUUUUCUGAUAUCAAAUUCAGAAAUAGACCUCAACAUAUUAGUUUUUUUCUUGUUUGUUUUGUCUUUGCUUGUUAUUUUGUAUCUUUGUUUUUUUUUCCAAAUUACUUUAAUUGUGUUCGUGUGUUUUUUCCAACCAUGGUCUAUCUAAUACUUGUGAUCCUACGACUUAAAUUUCAAUUUAAGUAACCAUCUGUAUGAAAAUGAUCUUAUAGAGUUCAAUUUUGUUUACCUGCCUUAUACAGAAGUCAUCGGAAUGUUAAACAAGACUUAUAAUCAAACAAUUUAUGUUUGAUGUCCUAUUUAAGUAACAAUAAACUUUUUUAAA